Podarcis lilfordi (Lilford's wall lizard) is the source of this 5821-nucleotide messenger RNA. NCBI's taxonomy places the organism in Eukaryota, Metazoa, Chordata, Lepidosauria, Squamata, Lacertidae. The record is from the annotation of a GenBank genome assembly.
AUGGGAGAGCAAGGGUUAGCUGGACCUGAGCCAGGAAAAGGACACCAUUUAACCCAAGCUGGGAGCAGCGGGGACUUCUGGGAAAGGGCACAACAGGAGACUCUCGAUGAAGACAAUGCCAACCCAGACGCUCAGCGCCAGCACUUCAGGGAAUUUGGCUACCAGGAGGCCGAGGGGCCCCGAGAGGUUUGCAGCCAACUCUACAGUCUUUGCCGCCAGUGGCUGAAGCCAGAAAGGCACACCAAGGCCCAGAUGCUGGACCUGGUUGUUCUGGAGCAGUUCCUGGCUGUCCUCCCCCCGGAGAUGGAGAACUGGGUCAGGGAGUGCGGAGCGGAGACCAGUUCCCAGGCGGUGGCCCUGGCAGAAGGUUUCCUCCUGAGCCAGGAGGAGAAGAAGCAGGGAGAGGAGAAACAGGUGAGAGUUGUUUAAUCCUCGCAGGGCCAAAAGGUGGUGUCAGGUCUGGGGAAUUCUCUCUUCCCCCAAUGGCAGCAAGAAGAAGGGAGUUUAUUCAGUCAUCAUGGUGAGAGACAAAGAAAUCCAGUCAUUCCUCAAUAAUGGCUUUGCUCACACUGAGCUCCACCCCCUCCCUUUCUAGCAACAGCAUCUGUUUCUACGGUGUCUUCAGUGGUCAGCUGUCUCUGUGCCCUUUGUUCUUGCGCUCUUAACGAACGCCGAGUUCUAGGGGACGGGGGAUCAGCUGUGUUGUCCAGUGACAAUGUGUCAGCUGGCUCUGCCUCCCCUCCCACUUCUCCUAUCACCUCCCAACUCGUUUGUUCGUCUGCCUCUGUGCUGUGAUCUUCCUCAAAACCCUCCUGUAAUUCAGUGCUGCCAUCUUCUUCUCUGGAAGCUACAGGAGAAGGGUUGGGUGAUCUCCACCAUUCCUCCUCCUCUUCAGUCCAUUCCCUGACAGGUGGAUGGCAUGAUCCAUAGGAUUCUGAAACCCACACCUUUUGCCCUCCCUUUACCUGCCUCCUUCCUCUUCUAAUGCCUCGCCCUUCUUCUUCGUUCAGGUGGAGGGGUGGAGAGAAGUGGCCAGAGGUCCUCUCAAGGCAGAGAAGGACACCCUGGGCCCCAUGCAGAGGCCACAGUUCAGGUGGAUUGUGCUGGAGGGUGACGGAGGAGCUGCCUCGCCAGGUGAGGGUCCACAGGUGAUCUUGAAUUUCUCAGAUGUGCCAAUUGCUCUCCGUGUUCCCCUGGAGCUGGGAGGUGGGGCAGAAACAUUUGACUCUAUCUCCUCCCACAGUUCAUGAAGAUGUGCUCAUCUACAAAAGCUUUGCUUCCACUCAAAGAAAUGGACUGGAGCUUAAAAAACACACACACCUUAUUUAGCUCCAAUUCAUCACUUUGAAAGGAAGCAAGGCUGUGAUUUGAGGAGAGAGGGUUGUUUUUCUCACCAGGUGCUGAACUAUCAAAGGUGUCUGGAGGAGAAUGUAUUUCUUCCAUGGUUUGGUUUCUUGUAGAGCAGAUCCUCCUGGGGGCAGCCCCUAGGGUGGUUGGAUGGCACCUUGUCCGCCUCCUUCUGGCAACUCCUGCAGCCAAGCUGGUGCCCAAAGUCUUGCUCUGCUUUUGUUUAGACCACAUCAGUCUUCUUAUCUAGGCAGCCCCGGAUCACCACACACACUGCCCAGGCUUGUGUCUUGCAGACGUCACUUCAUUGUCUCUCAAAUCUGUCUAAUCCUCAGAAGAAGGCUAGCAAUGGCCAUUGGGGGCUUUGCUAGUAAGGUCCGGUGCCUCGAAUGGGCAGCUAACAGGGCCAAUAAUAAUAAUAAUAAUAAUAAUAAUAAUAAUAAUAAUAUUUUAUUUAUAUCCUGCCGUCCCCAGCUGAAGCCGGGCUCAGAGCGGCUAACAACAGUAAAAAUAGCACAAUUUACAUAAAACCACAGUCAACUAAUUAAAAUACAUUCUAAAAUCAAUUCAGAAUCAAAUUAAUGGCAACCGUUGGGCUAGAGUUCUAUGAGAAUUACAGAAGGAGAGAGGGGGUCAGGCUGUGCCCUGGCCAAAGGCCUGGUGGAACAGCUCUGUCUUGCAGGCCCUGCGGAAAGAUGUCAAGUCCCGCAGGGCCCUAGUCUCUUGUGACAGAGUGUUCCACCAGAUCGGGGCCACAGCCGAAAAAGCCCUGACUCUGGUGGAGGCCAGUCUAACUUCCCUGUGGCCCGGGACCUCCAAGAUGUUUUUGUUUGAAGACCGUAAGGUCCUCCGUGGGACAUACCAGGAGAGGCGGUCCCAUAGGUACGAGGGUCCUAGGCCAAGUAGGGCUUUAAAGGUUAAAACCAGCACCUUAAACCUGAUCCUGUACUCCACCGGGAGCCAGUGCAGCUGGUAGAGCUCCGGGUGAACGUGAUCCCGUGGCGAGGACCCCGUAAGGAGUCUCACUGCGGCAUUCUGCACCCGCUGGGUUUCUGGGUCAGUCUCAAGGGCAGCCUCAUCAUCCCAUCAUUUUUGUAUCCCUCCCAGGUGGCGAAAUGACCCUGGAGCGUCCUUCCGGCCCUUUUCCUCUUUGGGAUGGAGCAGAAGCGGUUCUUACCAAGCCCCCAAAUCAGGUGAGAGGAGAACGGUUCAAGAGAUUGGAGGCAGGGGCAGGCUGGGCGUCUCUGGGUUCCCCUUUUGAUCCUUCCACACCUGCCCAAUAGGAAGCCUUUCCAUGCUAAUACCUGUGUGUAUGGGAGGUGGCAAAUACGUUCUUCUUUCUUAUUUCAGGGCCCAGUGAUCUUUGAGGAGGUGGCUGUGCACUUCACGGAGGAGGAGUGGGCGCUGUUGGAUCUGGGCCAGAGAGCUCUGCACCGGGAAGUCAUGGAGGAGAUUUGUGGGAACCUGAGCUUUCUGGGUAAGGAUCACUCUUAGCUCUCUUCUGGUGUUUGAGGCAAACCUAUGUAGGGUAAUAGUGGGGGAGGGUCCACACCCACCCACCCACCCCUCACUCUGAGAUGAUUUGGCACUACACCAAAAAACCCUUCACCGCCUGUGAAGCCAUGAGCUGGGUUUCUUAAUGCGUGUUUUGCUAACCCCCUUUAUUUCUGCGGCCACCACAGAUAACAUUUUUUGGAAUUCUCCAGCCCUAGCAUAGAGGAAUGCUUGAAGAUGAGGUGGUGGACCCUCAUUCUUUUGAGGUUUCUAAACAGCGGUUGCGUGGCCGCCUCUCAGGGCCUUUUAAUUGUAAAUAAGGUGUUUUGCAAUAUGACCCUUCGGGCCCCUCUACCGGGUAUAGCUUCAGUCUUCGUUUAUCAUAGAAUCAUAGAGUUGGAAGAGACCACAAGGGCCAUCGAGUCCAACCCCCUGCCAAGCAGGAAACACCAUCAGAGCACUCCUGACAUAUGGUUGUCAAGCCUCUGCUUAAAGACCUCCAAAGAAGGAGACUCCACCACACUCCUUGGCAGCAAACUCCACUGUCGAACAGCUCUUACUGUCAGGAAGUUCUUCCUAAUGUUUAGGUGGAAUCUUCUUUCUUGUAGUUUGGAUCCAUUGCUCCGUGUCCGCUUCUCUGGAGCAGCAGAAAACAACCUUUCUCCCUACUCUAUAUGACAUCCCUUUAUAUAUUUGAACAUGGCCAUCACAUCACCCCUUAACCUCCUCUUCUCCAGGCUAAACAUGCCCAGCUCCCUUAGCCGUUCCUCAGAAGGCAUCGUUUCCAGGCCUUUGACCAUUUUGGUUGCCCUCCUCUGGACACGUUCCAGUUUGUCAGUGUCCUUCUUGAACUGUGGUGCCCAGAACUGGACACAGUACUCCAGGUGAGGUCUGACCAGAGCAGAAUACAAUGGCACUAUUACUUCCCUUGAUCUAGAUGCUAUACUCCUAUUGAUGAGGCCCAGAAUUGCAUUGGCUUUUUUAGCUGCCGCGUUUAUUUGUUUGUUUAUUACAGUGCACGCUUGGGUUGCGAACAUGAUCCAUGUGGGAGGCACUUCCACAACCCGCAGCAUUCACAACCUGCAGCGCCGCGUCUGCGCAUGCGUGGGUUGCGAUUCGGUGCUGCUGCGCAUGCGCGAAGCGCAAUUUAGCGCAUGCAUGAUGCCAAAACCCAGAAGUAACUCAUUCCGGUACUUCCGGGUUUUGACGCUUCCAUAACCUGAAAAAACACAACCUGAAGCGUCUGUAACCCGAGGUACAACGACAAGAAUGGCUACUAUACUUCUGCUCCCACGGUACUGAACUAGUCCUGCUUCACAUCCAACUCAAACUAAACGCAAACUUGCAGGGUGUCAGGCGUGGAGAGUACUCCUCUUCCAGUGUGAGCCAGUGUGGUGUAGUGGUUAAGAGUGGUAGACUCGUAAUCUGGUGAACCGGGUUUGCGUCUCCGCUCCUCCACCUGCAGCUGCUGGGUGACCUUGGGCCAGUCACACUUCUCUGAAGUCUCUCAGCCCCACUCACCCCACAGAGUGUUUGUUGUGGGGGAGGAAGGGAAAGGAGAAUGUUAGCCGCUUUGAGACUCCUUCGGGUAGUGAUAAAGCGGGAUAUCAAAUCCAAACUCCUCUUCUUCUUCUUCGGUAACUUCACAGAUAAGAAUUAAUGAGCAGUUCAUAGACCUAUAGUCCUUUUAUUACAGCAUCAUGCUGCAAGCACAAAACACACAUCUCUCCGCAAGGCUAGUCUGACUCCUCCCUUGCACUUCCCCAGCAACAUCCUGAGCGCCAACAGGAAGUUCCUCCCCCUCUCUGCCUUCUCUGAUAUGAUCAGACCUCCUAGAUUUUGGGGAGGGGGGUCCCCCUACACUCUCCAAUGGCGUAUCUGCUAGCUGAUCCUGCUCGUCUCUCAUUAUCUCGUAGCUAGGCAACUCCUGGGGAAUGUGUUCUGCGUCUGUAUCUCUCUCUGCUUCUGAAAACGCUGGAGGCAAGGAGGGAGCCAAUCUCCCCCCUCCUCUUCUGAGAGGAGCUGAUCUGCUUGUGAAUGCAUUCCCCAGUCCUCAUCUCCAGACCUUUCCCUGACAAGGGGUUGGACUAGAUGACCCUGUUAGGAUUCUUGCUCCGUGUUUGCAGUCAUGGGAUUGUUUUCUAUCACAUGACGGUGUAUGUUUUCAUUCCACAGGGUGGGAAGUGACAGAAACAGGAUGUUUUGAUGUUAAUAUGUUCCGUGAUGUAGGACUAUUGUACUUUGGUCUUUUUCUCUUUGCUGUCUGAUGAGAAAGAGGAAGGAGCUAAGUCAGAAUGCUCCGAGUGUAUUAUAUGUAAAUAAAGUGGAUUAGCUUCUGCUUUCCAGAUAGAAUUUCCCAGGUUUGGUCUCCAGCAUCUCCAGGUAGUCUGGGUGGGUCUGCUGCCUGAAACCCUGGAGAACUGUUGGCUGUGUACCAAUGAACUCACUCAGUAUAAGACACCUUCCUAUUUUCAGGAUCUGUGCACUGAAUGCAUUAUUCCUUCCGCGAUUCUAACAGUGUCCUUUUGAAAAGGGCUCAGAAUCCCUACUGAGACCUUCUAUCCCUAUACAGAAAGAUCUGAAGGGGAGCUGGUGCCUGUAAGUGGGUUUGGGGGGUGGGCCUUGCAUGCACAUAAAAGAGAAGCAGCUAAUUGGGCUUGUCCCUGAUGAGGUCGUUGGUUUCUGCCUUGCCAUCCUAACAGGAUUUCCUUUUCCUUUUGUUUCCCAAGCAGAAGGUGGUCAGUCCAGCGAGAAUUACGUGCAAUCAUCUGCGGAGUACGGAAUGUGGAAAGAGACAUUUGGAAACCAAAGGGGACCCAAAAUCAUCAGUCCGGAUAAGCAACAUUGUCAAAAUAAUAUAAGUAUCCAGACCGGGGAGAAACCGUACACAUGUGUUGAGUGUGGAAAGAGCUUCAGCAAUGGAGGAGACCUUGCUACACAUGAAAUAAUCCACAAGGGGAGAAACCGUAUAAAUGCGUAG